Messenger RNA from Triticum aestivum (bread wheat), 1211 nucleotides. RefSeq lists its product as uncharacterized. Bases 31 to 1059 code for a protein of 342 amino acids. The transcript is spliced from 2 exons. Lineage: Eukaryota; Viridiplantae; Streptophyta; Magnoliopsida; Poales; Poaceae. The record is from RefSeq and is a predicted model, not a curated record.
UCGACCACCCAGCCGUGUCGAAAAGCAGCAAUGUCUCAGGUACCGCAGAUUGGGUGGUUCUGCAGCUUGGUGGCGGCGACGCUCGCGGUCGGCGUCAUGGGUCAGCCACCUUCCCCUUCCAACUGGUUCUGGGAAACUCCACCUUCGUGGGACGGGACGCCUCCCCAGCCCGAGGUCCCGUCCUACGCCAACGGCCAGCUCUCUCCGGCCAACUACAACAAGCCCAACCGCAUCUUCAUCUGCGACGACGACUGGGGCAAGACCUGCGUGGCGCAGUGCCCGGACCUCUGCCCCAAGUCCUGCGAGAUGUCAUGCAGCUACUGCGAGACCUCCUGCAGGUGUGCGAACUACCCCGGCACCUCGUGCGGCGACCCUAGCUUCACCGGCGGCGACGGCGUCACCUUCUACUUCCACGGCAGGAAAGACCAGGACUUCUGCAUCGUCUCCGACGCCGACCUCCACAUCAACGCGCGCUUCAUCGGCAACCACAACCCUGUCAACGAGCGCACCUUCACGUGGAUACAGUCCCUCGGCGUGAGCUUCGGCGAUCACCGCCUCUUCGUCGGCGCUCGCAGGGCCAUCGAGUGGGACGAGGAAGAGGACCACAUCGAGAUCACCUUCGACGGUGAACCCAUCAACAUAGACACCUCCAACAAUGCACGGUGGGUCUCCAGGACCCUAGCUGGUCUAUCCGUGAAGCGCACGGACGCUGUCAACUCUGUCAAGGUGGAUCUCGCGGGCGUGUUCAGCAUCUCGGCCAGCGCGGUGCCCAUCACCGACGAGGACUCCAAGAUCCACAGCUAUGGCAAGACCAUGAAGGACAGCCUGGUGCACCUUGACCUCCGCUUCAAGUUUCAUUCCCUCACAGACGUCGUCGACGGUGUCCUUGGCCAGACCUACCGGCUGGACUAUGUCAACAAGAUGAAUGUCACUGCUAAGAUGCCCAUCAUGGGCGGCGCUCCAAAGUAUCUCUCCUCGGGGCUCUUCUCGACGGACUGUGCUGUCUCCAAGUUCCACCGUAGCGGUGGCGCCAACCAUGUUCGUGCCUUGGCAGCAUAAUUGAAGCCCCCAAGGAGAUACGCAUAUCUACUCUACCAUGGAAUAAGGCAGUGAGUGACGCCAGCAUCGUGUGAGUGUAACGAUCUCACGAUGAUAAAAAUGAUAAAUAACCCCUAUGAAGCUAUUAUUGUAAAAUGAAUGUGAACCGUUAA